CUCGAAUAUUUCCAUUGUCACUGAGUUCGUACUCAAUUGAAGGCCGUGACUCGGUGCGCGUCCAUCAAAACCUCCUCCUCCUCUCUCUCUCUCUCUCUCUCUCUCCCCUCCGUCGCGCUCUUCGCCGCUGCACGGUGACGCUCGCGAAAUUCGUGUGCAGAGGGGCGAAAGUGCAUUCUUGGUUCCAUCGGAGGGAUUGUUGCUUCUGCAUUUUCCUGAGAGAUUUUUCAAGGGUAAAAGGCAACAAAAAAACCCUCAUACGCAUGGAAUCGUUUGAAGCCUGAAGAUCUGUAUAUCGCAAGACUGAGAGAUCAAAGAUGUUAUUGCAGGGUGGAGAUGACUCUGGUUUGGAGAGUGACAAUAUUGAUUGGACCACAGAAGAUGAGCUUGAGAUUGAGAACUUUCAGAGUUCAUCUUCAUGUUUAAGCAUUCCUAAUGGAGAGACUAUUACUGGGUCUAGUGAGGCAAGCACGUCAGCAGGUUCAUCUAAUUCAAAGGUAUUUGACCACUUUAUUGGUAUGGGAUUUCCUAGAGAAAUGAUUUUCAAAGUGAUUCAGGAACAUGGUGAGGAAAAUGAAGAUAAGCUACUGGAAGAACUUCUUACAUACUCGGCUCUAGAAAGCUCUCCUCAGCCACAGGAGCAGCCACAACUGGAACCAGAUCCCUUCUCUUCAGAGUAUGGAGGGAGCUCUUGGGAUAUCUCAGAUGCUGAUACUUUUUCUGAUGAUGAGGAAAUUACAAAAUCUGUUUCUGGAAAUAAUGAUACCCUGGUGUCCUUGGUAAAAAUGGGCUUCAAGGAAGAGGAAGCUUUAAUUGCCAUAGAAAGAUUAGGUCCAAACUCCUCGCUUGAAGAACUGGUUGAUUUUAUAGGUGUUGCUCAAAUAGCGAAGGCAGAAGAUGCCCUUCUACCUCCUGAGGAUAAGCCGCGAUAUAAUGAACUUUCUAAACCCAAAAAGCAAAGAUUUAAUGACUGUGAAGUCCGGGGAAGGAAGAAGCCAAAGACUGAGAACAGAAUCCUGAAUGAAGAUGAUGAUGAUGUGCCAUUACAUCUUCCAAACCCAAUGAUUGGGUUUGGGAUUCCCAAUGAGUCUUUCUUGACUACACACAGAAAACUUCCAGGGGAUGCUCUGGGGCCUCCUUACUUCUAUUAUGAGAAUGUGGCAUUUGCUCCAAAAGGUGUUUGGCAAACUAUUUCAAGAUUCUUGUUUGAUGUAGAGCCCGAAUUUGUAGAUUCCAAAUAUUUCUGUGCUGCUGCCAGGAAAAGGGGCUAUAUUCACAAUUUGCCAAUUGAAAAUAGAUUCCCCGUUCUACCACAGCCACCCCGAACGAUACAUGAUGCUUUUCCCCUAACAAGGAAGUGGUGGCCCUCGUGGGAUCCAAGGACCAAACUUAAUUGCUUGCAAACCUGUAUUGCCAGUGCAAAACUGACAGAAAGAAUUCGGAAGGCUGUAGAGAAUUAUGAUGGAGAGCCACCUGAAAGCGUCCAAAAGUAUGUGCUCUAUCAGAGUCGGAAGUGGAAUCUGGUUUGGGUGGGAAGGAAUAAGGUUGCCCCACUAGAACCAGAUGAAAUAGAAACGCUUUUGGGCUUCCCAAGGAACCACACAAGAGGAGGUGGAAUCAGUAGGACUGACAGAUACAAGUCCCUUGGCAAUUCAUUCCAGGUGGACACAGUUGCUUACCACCUGUCGGUUCUGAAGGAGAUGUACCCUAAGGGUAUGAAUGUUCUUUCUCUCUUUUCGGGAAUUGGCGGUGCUGAAGUGGCUCUUCAUCGCCUUGGUAUCCCUCUAAAGAAUGUUGUUUCAGUUGAAAAAUCAGAAGUGAAUAGGAACAUUGUCAGGAGUUGGUGGGAGCAAACAAAUCAGAAAGGGAAUUUGAUUGAUCUGGAUGAUGUACAGCUGCUGGAUGCUGAUCGUUUGGAGCAGCUGAUGAGCGCGACCGGGGGCUUUGAUCUGGUUAUUGGUGGCAGUCCAUGUAAUAACCUGGCUGGUAGUAACAGGGUCAGCCGGGAUGGACUGGAGGGCAAAGAAUCUUCCCUCUUUUUUGAUUACUGCCGCAUUCUUGACUUGGUAAAAUGUAUGUCGGCGAGAUAUCAAUGAAAAUUGUCCUAAGAAACCUCUUUUUCUGGUUUUGUGUUUAAUCCAAACAUUUAGGAUCUUCUUAUAUAACUUCAGAUAUUAGACUGAUGCUUAUCACCCCAUUUUUGUUGCCAGGAAGAGGCAACGAUUUCGAAUAAGUUUUUUAUCUUAACAUUUCUGAUUUCAGUUUA
Molecule: messenger RNA, 2266 nt
Organism: Lotus japonicus
Lineage: Eukaryota; Viridiplantae; Streptophyta; Magnoliopsida; Fabales; Fabaceae
Product: DNA (cytosine-5)-methyltransferase DRM2-like
Exons: 12
Coding region: 318-2096 (592 amino acids)
Cellular component (GO): nucleus
Molecular function (GO): DNA (cytosine-5-)-methyltransferase activity
Source: RefSeq, a predicted model, not a curated record